AUGAAGGAGGAGGGCCUGACUCUGAAGCAGGGCAUGGAGGCCUGCUCCUCUGUGGAGGACCCCUUCAACACCGAUUAUAGAAUGAUGAUGACUCUGGGACACGGACAUUUUUCUGAAGUUAAACUCGCCUUCCAUGUGCCCACUGUGACCUGUGUGGCUGUAAAACUCCUUAGAAACAAGAAGAAGUACAAUUCGAUUUUUAAUAGUGAAAUCAGCGUCAUGAAAUCCAUGAACCAUCCAAAUAUAAUCAAGCUGUUUCACGUGAUCGAGAAGGAAGAGAUCACCUACCUGGUGAUGGAGCACGCCUCAGAGGGAGAGCUGCUGCGGCGCAUCCUGGAACGGGGGUCUUUACCGGAGAGCGAGGCUGAAAUGAUAUUUACUCAGGUGGUACACGCAGUGAAUUACUGUCACGAAAAUCAAGUUGUCCACAGAGAUAUAAAAGCCACGAAUAUUCUUAUGGACUGCAGGGGGAACGCCAAGCUGAUUGAUUUUAGUCUCUCUGUCAAAGUAACUCCUGGGCAGAAACUGCGGGGUUUCUGCGGCACUCUGCCCUAUUGUGCCCCAGAACUUUUUGCCCGAGGGGAGUACGAUCCUUACCCCAUUGACAUGUGGUGUUUAGGGAUUCUCCUCUUUCUCAUGGUGGCUGGGCACUUCCCUUUCCAAUCUAAAUCUUUUUCAGGCAUGAGGAACGAGGUCACCUCAGGCAAUUUCACGAUUCCUCACUAUGUAUCCAUCAGUAUUUUCAAUAUUAUCUUAGAAUUACUGAUAAUCAAUCCCUGCAGAAGGCCCACCAUCAAGGACAUCAUGAGGCGCCCCAUGAUCAGGGCCAGUGAGGCACGUUCACCACCUCCCUCCACCCCUGCCUCCCAGGCACCCCGAGCCCUAGCAUUAUCGGGACCAUGA
This is a messenger RNA of Psammomys obesus (fat sand rat), 903 nucleotides long. Its product is annotated as sperm motility kinase-like. Gene Ontology annotation, cellular component: cytoplasm. The record is from RefSeq and is a predicted model, not a curated record. Gene Ontology annotation, biological process: microtubule cytoskeleton organization; protein phosphorylation; intracellular signal transduction. NCBI's taxonomy places the organism in Eukaryota, Metazoa, Chordata, Mammalia, Rodentia, Muridae. Gene Ontology annotation, molecular function: tau-protein kinase activity; ATP binding; protein serine/threonine kinase activity.